Cydia pomonella (codling moth) is the source of this 3130-nucleotide messenger RNA. RefSeq names its product serine protease HTRA2, mitochondrial-like (gene HtrA2). The coding region runs from base 128 to 2209 and encodes 693 amino acids. Lineage: Eukaryota; Metazoa; Arthropoda; Insecta; Lepidoptera; Tortricidae. The record is from RefSeq and is a predicted model, not a curated record. Gene Ontology annotation, molecular function: serine-type endopeptidase activity; protein binding. The transcript has 15 exons. Gene Ontology annotation, biological process: proteolysis; positive regulation of apoptotic process; programmed cell death.
AGACAGAUCAGUCGAUCAGUCAAGUCGCCGUAUUCGUGGCGAGUGUGUCCUUUGUUGAAAUUAUCGAACAUUCGUGUUUAUUUUGAUUUCACACCGGAACUUAUUAUUAGUGUACUUUUAAAUAAGCAUGGUUAACAAAAUGUACUUUGGCGGUGUCGAAGGAGGCGCAACACAUUCAAACUUGGUCAUCUGCGAUGAAACCGGCAAAGUAGUCGGCACAUCGAAAGGUCCCGGCACGAAUCACUGGCAACUUGGUAUAGAAGAAUGUGCCACAAGAAUCAUAGACAUGUUGCACUCUGCUAAGGAAGACGCUGGAUUUCCGUUGGACAAACCUCUGGACUCUUUGGGCCUCACCCUCUCGGGGUGCGAGCAGGAAAGCAGCAACAAGGAGCUGGCGGAGCGAGUGAGACAGAAAGAUCCAGCAUGUGCUAGAAGAGUCCAUGUUGCCUCGGACACGGCUGGCUCGCUGUUCACUGGAGCUCCUAAUGGAGGCAUGGUGCUUAUAGCCGGCACGGGAUCAAACGCGUUGUUGUACAAUGGAAAACAACAGUAUGGGUGCGGUGGUUGGGGCUAUCUCUUAGGAGAUGAAGGAGGAGCUUACUGGAUAGCUCAUCGUGCUGUAAAGACUAUCUUCGACGAAGAGGACGGCCUGCGUCCCUCCCCACAUCCCAUACACGCCGUCUGGGAGGUCAUCAAAGAACACUUCGGGACAGAGAACAGAGUGGACCUACUGACUCAUGCUUAUAAGGACUUUGAUAAGUCCAAGUUCGCCGGUCUAACUCUGAAACUGUCCCGCCUUGCCCUCCGAGGCGACGCUCUGUCACGGCACCUGUUCGCUGAAGCCGGCAGCGCGCUCGCAGCUCACGUGGCCGCACUUGCCCCGAAGACGAAUGCGAGGCAUGUGCGCGUCGUAUGCGUUGGGUCUGUGUGGAACAGCUGGGAGCUGUUGAAGCCUGGAGCGCUGAAGGAGCUUAAUAUUAGGAGGGUAAAACCCGAGCUAGAGCUCGUCAGGCUCCGCGUCUCAAGCGCCAUGGGCGCCGCCUGGCUAGCAGCAAAGCAGCUCGACUACGAACUGCCUCGAGACGACGCGGCAUUCUGCGAGAUCUUCUACACGUACACGCCCGAACACUACAUGAAUGGAAACGGGAAGAUGAAUGGGACUAGUGGGAACUGCGGCGCCACUACGGGCGUUGUAGGUUAUGUAUCUUUAAAGGAGCGUAUUUCGGCCGCUACGGUCUCAAAUAACGGUCUGCAAGGGAGAAGAGACAAGUUUAACUUUAUUUCUGAUGUGGUAGCUGUUUCGGCGCCGUCCGUGGUCUAUAUAGAGAUAAAAGACAGUCGGCGUAUGGACUUGUUUUCUGGAGAGCCUAUAACGUUGUCGAAUGGGUCUGGGUUUAUAGUGAAGGAGGAUGGACUGAUAUUAACGAACGCUCAUGUGGUGGUGAAUAAGCCGAAUGCGAGUGUGCGAGUGAAGUUGUCGGAUGGCUCCGUCCACAUAGGUGUUGUAGAGGACGUAGACAUGAAGUCGGACCUGGCGACACUCCGGAUCCCGGUGCGGGGGCUGCCAAUAAUGAAGCUGGGCAGCUCGGCAGACCUCAAGCCUGGCGAGUGGGUAGUAGCAAUGGGGAGUCCCUUGGCUCUCAGCAACACAGUUACUGCUGGUGUUGUCAGUUCUACUCAGAGAGGGAGCGAGGAGCUGGGUCUACGAGGCAAAGACAUGGUCUACAUACAGACGGACGCGCCCAUAACGUUCGGCAACAGUGGCGGCCCUCUAGUGAACCUGGAUGGAGAGGCAAUCGGUAUCAACAGCAUGAAGGUCACCUCGGGCAUUUCAUUCGCUAUACCCAUUGAUUAUGUCAAGGAGUUUCUGCAGAAACGGAAAACGAAGUCGCCACAAGUUUCCCGGCGGUACCUCGGCAUCACGAUGCUGUCGCUUACCCCUAACAUACUGAUGGAGCUUAGGAUGAGGAAUCCAGAGAUGCCCAAGGACAUAGACCAUGGAAUUCUUGUGUGGAAAGUCAUCAUUGGGUCGCCUGCUUAUAAUGGCGGCCUCCAACCCGGCGACAUUGUAACCAACAUCAACGGCAAGCCGGUGCAGACGGCGACCGACGUGUACGCCAUCUUGGAGAACAGCAGCGGCCUGCUCAAGGUCGACGUCGUUAGAGGGAGAGGGCGGCUGGCUCUCACUGUCACUCCGGAGCAGCAUUGACAAUAGUUAUACUAGCUUAAUUGUCUGAAAAAUAAGUUGGCAUUUAAAACGGAAAGUUACACAGAAACUAGAAUUAAAUAGCGAUACCGAAACAAGAAUUAAAUAUCGAAACCAGAAUCAAUAACCGAAACCAAAAUUACUAGCCGAAACCGAAACCAGAAUGUUAAACCGUUAUUUGACUAAUUAACCGAAACCGUAUCGCAUAUAUGAUAGAGGUAGAGACGUGUUAAACUAUCAAAUUAAACAUUAAAGAACAUCAUAUAAUUAAAAUUCUGGAAUAUUCUAUUCAAAUAAACUCACAUUAAAACAAUGAAAUUUACUGCUAAAUAAGAUGCCUAAACGGGGUUCAGACCCCGGUGCGUAUUAACAGUUUGUCCAGCGACAUAGUAACCAACAUACCUAAUCCAGAUUUUUCAAAUUUUUCAAAAUGGCGGUGUCAUAUUUAUUCAGUUUUAACCCUUUACAUAUGGGGGUGUCCGGAAUUAUGCAAAAUUGAACCCUAUCACUUCGAAAUAAAGUUCAAAAUCAGGUGGGAAAUAUAUUCCCUCCGCCUUAUAAAGACUUAAGCUAUGCUCGCAGGCGUAGGCUUAAGCUAUGCUCGCAGGCGUAGGCUUAAACUAUGCUCGCGAGGACUACAGCUCACAGAGCCACUAGUUUGAUAUAUGAAUCCCAAGUUAUGACCUUUAGGUAUAUUACACAACCUAAAAAUGUAACAUUAAAGUCUCACUGCCAUAUUUCGUUUUCACGAAAUGUUAUAUACCUAUUAUUAUUGUGUACCGUUGUUUUCACCUCCAUAAUUUGUUCUGCCUGAUUUAUAUAUUUUUGUAAAUAGUUUUUUAUAAUGCAAGGCAUAUUUUUUAUUGUUAAUUUAGUUACGUAUCUAUAAGUAUGUAUUGAGUUGUGAUUAAAAGAUAUCACUAA